Anopheles coustani is the source of this 1973-nucleotide messenger RNA. Its product is annotated as E3 ubiquitin-protein ligase RNF185-like. Gene Ontology annotation, molecular function: ubiquitin protein ligase activity; metal ion binding; ubiquitin-like protein conjugating enzyme binding. The record is from RefSeq and is a predicted model, not a curated record. The transcript is spliced from 2 exons. The coding region runs from base 228 to 1073 and encodes 281 amino acids. Gene Ontology annotation, biological process: ubiquitin-dependent protein catabolic process. Gene Ontology annotation, cellular component: endoplasmic reticulum. Lineage: Eukaryota; Metazoa; Arthropoda; Insecta; Diptera; Culicidae.
AGUAAUAACGAUCUGUUUGAUGUGAUUGUGAUGAAAUAGAGUAAAGUUUGUUCGUCGGUGUCGUCGGAAAAUCUUCAAUACGAAAAAUCUCGAUCGGCUAAACGAAAACAUUAGGUCAACUGCGGAGAUACGUGGCGUUACGUUCGUUUUUAUUUUGUUCAGGUGAUACCAGUAGGUGUGCAGUACGUGUGUUUGUUGGGGUGCGCUAAUCAUACGAACCCAACGGAAUGGCAUCAACGACAGAAAUCCCACCAACCGUCGACACAACACCCAGCGCCCCAGUGCUGGACAGUUUGAACAGAGAUGCACCGGCAGCGUCAACCUCGUCCUCGGCGAUGACGAGUACGAUAGACAGUGGUAAACCCUCGACCUCGUAUGCGUUCUCGUUUGUCGGCUCGAAUGCGACCCCGAGCAGUAGCACGGACAAUAACAGUACCGCCCACAGCAAUCAGCAGCAACCCGCCCCAAAUGAUCCCAGUGAACCGGACAGCGGCAAACCGAAGGCAGCUACAACGCAGGAAAAUGGAACCGAAGGUCCGGGGUCAUCAUCGAGCACCACCGGCGACGACGGAGCGGGAGAUGAGGAGAAAAAGGACGACUCGAUGUUCGAGUGCAACAUCUGCCUCGACACGGCCAAGGACGCGGUGGUUAGCAUGUGCGGGCAUCUGUUCUGCUGGCCUUGCAUCCACCAGUGGAUGAACGGGUACCGCAACACCUGCCCGGUGUGCAAAUCGUCCAUCAGCAAGGAAAAGGUGAUUCCACUGUACGGGCGUGGUGGCAGCAAGGAAGACCCCCGGAAGACGGUACCACCGCGACCGGCCGGCCAGCGGACGGAACCGGAGCACCCGACCGGCUUCCAGGGCUUCACCGGGGACAGCUUUCACAUGUCGUUCGGGAUCGGCGCGUUCCCGUUCGGGUUCUUCUCGUCGACGCUGAACUUCGGUGCGAACUAUGCGCCAGGUGGCGGGGCCGCACCCCGGGACAAUACGCGCGAAUCCGACGAGGACCAGUUUCUCUCACAGGUGUUCCUGUAUGUGGCACUCGUCUUUCUGGCCUGGCUGGCCAUGGCUUAGGAGGGGACGAGUAUAGACGCAAGAUAGACGCCGCACGGUUGCUCUUUAGGGCAAAGAAAGCUUAGCAAAAAAAGGUUUUAAAGCAGAUCAUGUUUCGAUCAACCAACAACGUGGCGUCCCUAGGCAACAAGGCAUACGUCCGUAACUACCCAUCACUUUGUACUCCUCGUCGAAAUGUAGUCCCCACAUAGGUUGGCCGUCCCAAAGCUGGUUAAAUCUGUCGUCGUUAGCAAAUCUUAUAUAUACGCAUGGUGGUACAUUUAUUUGUGAUAAUUCAAGGAAGAUUGUUUGUUUAUGGCUUACCGCGAUCCGAUGUUGGAUUUGUUUCAUAAAAGAUAAGUCAAAACACGGCGGUCGAAGAAUGAUGUAGCGUGUGGUAGUCGAUACGCGGCAGGGAUGAGAGCAUAAGCAAGGAACAUGAUGCAAUCAAAACUCUUAUGCACAUUUACGCAUCGCUAUAGACAAUUGGCAGGCAAACGAAAUGUCUUUGCUGCGUAACAAACACACAACAAAAAAACAGAAACAAUUGUUUCCCUUCACGCCCGGGGUGGCACCAGGUUGGAUAGCCGAAACUGUCAAACCUUGUCCGGAUGUCCUCAUAUGUCCCAGGAGGGGUGGUUUGUGGAAUCGAACCGAAAGGUGUAUGUAAUUUAUUGAAUGUUGUAAUAUGUGUAUAUCAGGUCACGUAAUUCAAAUUCCGGUUUCGGACGCACUGUGUAAUUAUAUUUCUGGCAUUUUAUGGUAUUCUUAUUUUUUUCUUUUUCCUCUUGUUUUACUCAAUACGAAACAAAACAAAAGGUCUUGCAGAGGUGGGCAUCAAAAUGGGAGGGACGUUCAAUACCUGUGUAAAAUGUUUAUGUAUGGUAAUGUUAAUUAAAUGAAAAUAAAAGGAAAACAAUA